Sinocyclocheilus anshuiensis is the source of this 4687-nucleotide messenger RNA. Its product is annotated as tyrosine-protein phosphatase non-receptor type 21-like. Gene Ontology annotation, cellular component: cytoplasm; cytoskeleton. The record is from RefSeq and is a predicted model, not a curated record. Lineage: Eukaryota; Metazoa; Chordata; Actinopteri; Cypriniformes; Cyprinidae. The coding region runs from base 282 to 3416 and encodes 1044 amino acids. Gene Ontology annotation, molecular function: protein tyrosine phosphatase activity. The transcript has 22 exons. Gene Ontology annotation, biological process: protein dephosphorylation.
GCGGAUGUGACGCAGCAGCAGGAGUGUGACCCGAGGAACCUCAAACAUGCGUCAAUCCCGAAAAAACAAACUCCACCAAAUAUCGGAUUAUCAUCACAAACAGUAAUUCCUACCUCAAAACCUGCUAUAAAUCAAGGAUAUAAUAAAUCAGAUAACCCAGCAGGGACUCAUGUGUUUGUCUUGUGGAGCCCUGUAUAAUCCAGCACCCCUCCAUGGAUUAAGCGCAGAGAAAAGCUGAAUCCAAUCAUUCUGCUCGAGGAGGGUCGCGGCACCGGUGCAACAUGCCCCUUCCGUUCGGAUUAAAGCUCAAGAGAACCAGAAGAUACACGGUGUCCAGCAAAAGCUGCCUGGUGACCCGCAUACAGCUGCUCAACGGCGAAUAUGUGGAGUUCACGCUUUCGGUGGAAAGCACGGGACAGGAAUGUCUGGAGGCAGUCGCGCAGAGACUCGAGUUACGGGAGAUAACGUAUUUCAGCCUCUGGUACUACAACAAACAAAACCAGCAGAGAUGGAUUGAUUUGGAGAAGCCGCUGAAGAAACAGCUUGACAAGUAUGGGCUGGAGCCAACCGUUUACUUUGGGGUGGUGUUCUACGUGUCGUCUGUUACACAGUUACAACAAGAGAUAACCAGAUAUCAGUAUUAUCUCCAGCUGAAGAAAGAUGUUCUGGAGGGGAAGAUCCCGUGCUCCAUUGAGCAAGCCAUUCAUUUGGCCAGCUUGGCUGUGCAAGCUGACCUUGGAGACUUCAAUCGAUAUGACUCCCAGGAAUUCCUUCAAAAAAUUGUGCUUUUUCCAAUGCCAUGGAUACAGGACGAGAGGGUUGUGGAAGAGGCCACCCAGAAAGUCUCCAUGCUCUAUCAGAACUACCGAGGUCUGUCCGCACCGGAGGCGGAGUUACUCUACAUGCAGGAGGUGGAGAAGAUGGAGGGGUACGGUGGGGAGAGUGUCCAAGCGAAGGAUGCUCAGAGCGCAGAUGUGAUUAUCGGCUCAUGUCUGGACGGGAUUUUUGUCAAGCACAAAAAUGGGAAAGCACCUCUCAUGUUUCGGUGGAAUGACAUAAAUAAUAUGACUCAUAAUAAGUCUUUCUUUGCCCUGGAGCUUGCCAACAAAGAAGACACAAUCCAGUUCCAGACCGAGGACAUGGAGACGUCCAAAUACGUAUGCAGAAUGUGGCUGGCGCGGCACAAGUUUUACAAAAUUAACAACAGCAGUCUAGAGCUGUCUGACGGCCCAAACUCUGAGGGCUCCCAGAGGUCCAUUCUCUCUCUUUCUUUUCCUCGUUUUCCAAACCUCUCUCGUCCCUCUGUUCCUGCUGACAAGGGACAAACGCAGCCCGCUCCUGUAAACACAGUGAGGCGACGGUCCUCGACGAGAAUGUCUCUGCCAAAACCGCAACCCUACAUGAUGCCACCUCAGAUGCAUUUUAACGGCCAUUACACCGAACCGUACACGUCUUCACAAGAUAAUCUUUACAUCAACAACCAGAAUGGUUUCUACUACCAUUCCCAGACCAGUCUGGACCGCUCUCCGCACGAGUACAACGGCCGGAUCCGUAACGGCAGCGUUUACAGCGCCCAGAGCACCAGCUCCCUCAACAACCCGCAGCACUACCUGCAGCCGUCGCCCAUGUCGUCCAACCCCAGCAUCACAGGAAGUGACCUCAUGCGGCCCGACUACGUGCCUUCCCACCGGCACAGUGCCCUGAUCCCGCCAUCCUACCGUGCCACGCCCGAUUACGAGACGGUCAUGAGGCAGAAGAACCUCGGGAUGAUCCCGCCGGCCGAGCGCCAGAGCCACUCCAUGAGGAACCUCAACAUCGGCAACUCUUACGCCUACAGCCGGCCCAAAGAGCACAGACAAAGCCUUAUUCACGUAUCCGCAUCCGCGGCUGAGACCCCACCCCCUGUUGCCCAGGCGAUGCCGCCUACAGCAUCCGGCUCCGACAUUAACGUCGUCCUGGAGGUUACGAAGCCCGAGGAUGUCAUCUACGGCCACAAAAAAUCCCUGUCUGACGCCACGAUGCUGGUGCAUAGCAGCGGUGAGGAGGAAGAGUUCGAAGACGACAGCGGCCGACACACACCCCAGUCUCAGGAUGCAGUGGGUGGGCCCGAGCAUCACAUGACGCCGAUGGGACGGCCCCUCGUAGAUCCGCCCGCUUAUCCCUUCAGCCACGGUAUGGAGACAGUCCUGACAGGCCCUCUGGCGUACCAGUCCCAUCCCAUCAUCUGCAAUCCAGAGGACCUGGGGCAGCUGCCGCCUCUGCGAGAGCCCGGACACAUGGUGCCCUCGGUGUCAGAAGGCGAUCUGAGCGGACAGGGACGCUUGAGACAGAAGAGAGAUGUCUUUAAGAGACCCGUCUCUGACGUGCCACCUGCCAGAAGGAAUAUCGAUGGUCUUCCACCGGCGGGUAUGAAGAAAGGACGCUCCGAGGUCAAGAAGGUGGGUCCCCUGAAGAUGGCGUCUCUCAACGGCCUGACCCUGUCCAGAAUGCCUCUGCCUGAUGAAGGGAAGGACGACCCGGAGAACGCGUCUAAUGACGAGCGGUGUAAGAUACUGGAGCAGCGCAUGGAGCAGGGGAUGGUGUUCACCGAGUAUGAGCAGGUGCCUAAGAAGCGGCCCAACUGUGAGUGCACCAUUGCUCUGAUGCCCGAGAACAGCGACAGGAACCGCUUCCAGGACGUCCUGCCCUACGACGACACGCGUGUGGAGCUGGUGCCCACCAAAGAGAACAACACGGGCUACAUCAAUGCCUCGCACAUCAGGUUUACGGUCAGAGGUAAAGAGUGGAGUUACAUCGCGUCUCAGGGUCCGCUCUCCAGCACCUGCCAAGACUUCUGGCAGAUGGUUUGGGAACAAGGAGUCGCUAUCAUCGCAAUGGUUACAGCGGAGGAGGAAGGGGGUCGUGAGAAGAGUUUCCGCUAUUGGCCUCGUCUGGGCUCUCGCCACAACACUGUUACAUACGGGCGAUUUAAGAUCACGACGCGCUUCCGCACGGACUCUGGGUGCUAUGCCACAACGGGCCUGAAGAUCAAACACCUCCUCACGGGACAGGAGCGAACCGUCUGGCACCUGCAGUACACGGACUGGCCCGACCACGGCUGCCCGGAGGACUUUAAAGGCUUUCUCUCGUACUUGGAGGAGAUCCAGUCCGUGAGGCGACACACCAACAGCUCCUGCGAUCCAAAGAACACAAACCUGCCGGUCCUGGUGCACUGCAGCGCAGGGGUGGGACGCACUGGUGUGGUCAUCCUGUCUGAGAUCAUGAUAGCUUGUCUGGAACAUAAUGAGAUGCUGGACGUCCCGACUGUUCUGAACUUGCUGCGGCAGCAGCGCAUGAUGAUGGUACAGACGCUUUCACAGUACACCUUCAUAUACAAAGUCCUCAUUCAGUUCCUGAGAAACUCCAGACUGAUCUGAGACCAGCGCUGGCACAGGGGUCCCACGAGCCUCUCACAACCCCUCAGUCCCCGCCGGAGCGGCGACAGCGUGGCUUCGCUUCCUCACAGUAUUAGUGACGGGGCAAGUAUGAAGGACGCUGCGCCACACUCUGUUUUACCAGUAUUAUUCACAGAUUUCACUGUGGGCUUGUACACGGAUGUCAGUCCCAGCACUUUUAUUUUGCUGUACAUAGACGCGAAGGACGCAACUCUCUUAUUUAAUACGAUACGCUGAACUGCAGUGGUUCUUUUAUACCGGGUGGGAUUUUAUUCGUUUACGUAUGAAGGUUUAACGAGCCAAAAUGAAAAUAGCGGACACAGUGUUUAAAAGAUGUGUGACAAGGUGAACCCCAAUAAUAGAUGAAUCUCACGAAAAGCCCAAAUUUGGUGUCAAAAUGUGCUUGCAGUUAUGCUGAAAUGCAAAAAAGGCUUGCUUUUCUGUAUGCAAAAUAUCUAAAUGCUCAUUUCUUUUCAUGAGAUUCACCCAUUUGCAUCAUGGGACGUCCGGUGUUACACGGCAUGUUAAAGUGAAGCUGUUGCUUGAGAUUUUACCAUUUAACCCCACGAACGGGUUUCACCGAUCAAACGCGUCUCAAGUUUGAAUGCAGCCAAAGACAGAAGGGUUUAUUUUCUGAUCGCAGAUGCAACCUAUAAAUAAUUUACAGUAUAUAUUAAAAUUGCAUAUGAAAACUGUAUUCCACGUAUAAUAAUCAUUAAGGCUUUCUCAUUGCAUUAGGGAUGAUUUUGCAUUUUUCCAGCUCUUGCCACAUUUCCACCAGCAUUCAAUAACCUGACACACCAAAGAGCGUCACAAACUCGACUUCUGCUUUGGAGUGAACAAUACUGUGGGUUUAUUGUGAACAGUUUGUGACCUCAUUAUCUUAAACACACCAGCUAUGAUGGUCUACCAAAGAGUUUUCACCAUAUCGAAUUAUUUGAGUCUUAAAACACUGUGAAACUGCAUUAUCCAUUCUGUUUUCGGAGGAUCUGAAGGAGCAGAAUGUGCCAUAGCAAAUCAUUUGGACCUUUUGCGUUUGAAUUUGCAGUUUGAAUUGCAGUCAGGUCGUUAUGUAUGAUAAAGCAGUGCAGAUUGAUGCUACAUUCCACCGUAAUGCUGCUGUUGCAUGCUCUUAAAGGAAUAGUUCACCCAAAAAUGUACAUUUACCUAAAAUGUACUGAAUUUGCAGAAGUCCAUCACUUGCUCACCAAUAGAACCUCUGCAGUGAAUGGGUGCCGUCAGAAUGAGAGUAC